Molecule: messenger RNA, 7047 nt
Organism: Necator americanus (New World hookworm)
Lineage: Eukaryota; Metazoa; Nematoda; Chromadorea; Rhabditida; Ancylostomatidae
Exons: 57
Coding region: 1-7047 (2348 amino acids)
Biological process (GO): regulation of transcription by RNA polymerase II
Cellular component (GO): NURF complex
Molecular function (GO): RNA polymerase II cis-regulatory region sequence-specific DNA binding
Source: RefSeq, a predicted model, not a curated record
AUGGCACAGGUACAGGAAACUGAAGUUACAUCAGCAGCAGGAUCUGCGAGAAGUUCGAAGAGAAACCAGAGUAAGAAGCGUGCGAAGUCGACGGGAUCGAAGGCGAAGACCGCUUGCGCUACCAAAACGCAUACCGAAGCUCGAGUUAGGUCUUCUACAAAAGGAAAACCAGGCAAAAGCAAGCACUCAAAACCGUGGGAGUAUGAUGACGCUGAAGAUCAACACUACGACUACGUUUCUUGCUCAGAAUCUGAGUCGUCAUCCAGCGAGGAAGAAUACUCCAUGAGUGCAUCACAGUCCCAUGUACAGUUUCUUGAAGAUGAGCAAGAUGACGAUUGCAUCACCAACGAUGACUCAAAUGCUCUUUCUGAGGAAGAUGCUGGACAAUGUUUGCGAUUACCAUGGGUGGAGUUGUGCAGUACAGAUAUUCCUCCACUUGAGCUUCCCGAAAGUAGUAAGGACAUUCCCAUUCCUGUUGAGUAUUUGUUGGAUACAGUAGAGCUUUAUGAACUUUUGCGCAGUUAUUGGCGCACUUUACGACUUACACCCUUCCUCUUCGAAGAUUUCUGUGCAGCGCUACUAUCGUCGGAUAAUUCAUGUUUACUAGCGGAAAUCCAUAUCGUCCUCAUUAGGAUGUGUUUCAAAAAUGAUGACGAAGAGCAGGUUCACUAUUCUGGAAACGAAACUAAUAAUGCAUAUAAUAUUGUUACAGCCUGUUUGGAACCUAUGACCUACGCUGAGGUGCUCCGGCAAUACCUUUCUAGUGAUGUGCAUGUUCCCGUUGAAAUCAUGGAGGCAAUAAAUGCCCCUAAUUAUCCAUUUGUCGAGUUCUCCGCGCGGCUAGUCCUUAUUACAUUCCUUAGCUAUCGUUUUCUGUACUCAAAUGAGUAUAAAAAAGUUGUGGUUGCAUCUAAUGGAAAGAUUGAACACGAUGAAACGUGUCGAUCAUGCUGCAAGAACGGUGAACUGUUGCAAUGUAUUUCGUGUGAGGCUUCUUUUCACCCCUCAUGUAUUGAGCUGGACAAGCAUCCUUCUGAAUGGACAUGCGACUUGUGCGAAAAAAGCAAGGUAAGAGGAGUACAAGAUUGCUUGCCGUUAGGGGAAUGCGCCAACAAGGAACCAUUGCGCAUGGAACCUAUUGGGCGAGACCGCCAUGGCAGAUUUUACUGGUUUGUCGUAAGGAGGAUUUUCGUACAUAAUAUGGAUGAGUCUGACUUGCGGUAUUAUUCAACGGCACCGAAAUUUUACCAGCUUGUAAAGAGCAUGGAUCCAUCUUUUUUCGAAUUUGACUUGUGCAAUUUCUUUUAUGAAAGGUUAAGCGAUAUUUUGGAACAGAUGUCUGUAACGCUUGAGUUAUCAUCUGAUCGUAGGGAUAUUCUUUAUCGCGAAAACUACAACACCAGUAAACCGUUGCCUGCCGAAGUUUUCCUCCAACAAGACAACAUGCAUUUGAUGGCCGAUAUUCUCGCUGCAGAGUCUAAGGAGAUUAAAACUGAAGAAUCCGAAGAAGAACCUGGAUUGAAAGCUGAAGAAGGGGAAGACCAGAAGCCGUUUGCAACUCUUGAUGGUUGUUUCAAAACAAUGCUGGGAUUUUCUAAAGGACAUCUUAUAAAUAACUUUUGGAGUGGUAAUGUUGAAGAAAGUGAAUUGCUCCAGUACAAAAGUGCACGUGAUUCGGAGUGCAGGAGUACUAGUCCCGAUCCAUCGAAACUAUUUCGCAUGGGAAAUCCUAGAGAUGAUGUAAAUUUUUGCAAAUACGUUAACCUCUUCGUUGAACACAAGUUUGGUGAACAUCCUACCACAAAGAAGAAGAUAGUUGACAAGAAGAAAUAUCUUUGUACUAAAUUUUCUUUAAUGGAGGAAGGAGAAUGGGCUUUUGAGUGGUCGACUGCGAAAGGGCACAACUUAUAUGGCAGUGAAAAGCUACAAACAUUGUAUGUUGCAUGGACUAUUGGCAAACUUCUGAGAAAGGUUCCUAUAGAACUGAUGCACCGCAAAUGGCCUAGUGUGUUUCCAGACUUCAAAAAGGAUUUGGACCAACCAAACACUUCAUGGAAGAAGUUGCGAGAACUUUUGCUCCGCUUAGAAUGUGGUAUGAGGCGCACUCUUUUUCUACCUCAAUGGUGGAACAAUCUUGGACAUACGAGACUUACCCGCACUACGAUUGAGGAUCGCGAGCGAUUGAUGAAAGAAGCUCAGCGUCGAAAGAAAGAUGAAAGAGAAUCUGUAGAUGCCCUGGACGAAGAUAUCAUCGUUGUUAAGCACACGAAACUUCCACAUGGAGUUAGCAGAGAGUUGACUCGUAUGCGGGACGAAAAAUAUCGUCUUUAUGGCCGAGGGGAGCUGGGUGGGUGGAUAUGGAUAUCCCGAACCUUGGUGAGAGAUAUUCGCGACCAACCCGGUCCAUAUUCCGUUGAGAAAAAUGGACAAGAAUCCGCAACGAAUGGAAGCAUCAAACGGCCGUCGAUCGAUGUUGUGGCUUCUAAACUGAUGCAGUGGCGCUCAGAACAAGAGGCGGCAAAGAAGAAAAAGAGUUGCGUGUGUUAUUCCCCUAGUUGUCGUAUGGGGAUCCCAUCAAGAUCUGUUUGUUCUAAUGAUGCUAUGGCUGGAUAUCAGUCCUGCUACUCGCAAGAGUGCCGGCAAAAGGAGUUGGAUCUUGACGGACUGUUAGAUCUUAACCCCUGUUUUGCUUCCUCAUAUCCUUCAACUAGUACAUCGGCUGUUGCCAAAGCUUAUGAUCCUUCCAGAGUUUCCGAACCUCGCAAAGGAGUUUUAGGAGAAGAUCUCCCAUGGCCUCUCCCGGAAAUAAACCAUUUUGUAACAAAAGGAUCGAAGCGUACCAGCAUUUUUGUCCUUCCUCAAGUUACCCUACGAAGGUUGGCGAAAACUGCUGGUCGAAAAGCGAUCUAUGUGCCAAGUUUUUCCGCCUCUGCCAAGGGUAACUUACAGUAUUGGAACUAUCCGACUCCUAGACCGUGUUUUGAUCUUUGCUGGAGAUGGUUGACUGUAAACUGUGCGUCGUUACAUGCUGUUGCGCUGCAGCUUCGAAUACUGUGGGCUUCAAUUCGAUGGCAGGACAUGAAGCCAGAGGACGAUGAUCCUGAUAGGCGCAUCAUCACUCACUAUCCCGACCGUGACGAACGCAGAUGGAUUUCUUCGCAUAAGGAGUACUCUUCGCCAUGUAUCUAUGAGAGGUAUCGUAUUUCAAUAGAGGUGCUUCCACUAGAUGACGACAAGGAAGUUGAGGAGGAAGAUGACUUGUCAUGGACAAGUGGCGAACGAGCAGAAAGGAGAAAGAGUACAAGGAGGAAGAAACCUAUACACUCAUCCAGCGUUCAGCGAGUUAGUCAUAUCAAAGAAGAAUGGGUUGAUGGUGUGGACCUUAAACUCCACGAAAUCUAUGAUUAUUGGAAAGGGUACAACAACAAAUUAGAAGCAGAAGCUCGAAAAAAGCAAGCUGCGGCUGCUGCACAAAAGGUGCAACCUGUACGUGCUCUUGCAAAGACACCUCAAACUUCUGAUCGUUCAACUUCUUCGCCACUGAACGCUGCUAACAUCAGAAGGGCAGUUUCUGUUCAAGAUCGAUUUCGUCAACCAAUUCCUCAGCCUGUUCGUCACUCUACAGCACCACAACCUGAACUACGUAGUGAUACAUUGAUUGCUUCGGAAAGAAAGAGGAAGCCAGCACGAAUCAGUGAUUACGAAUAUUACUCUCCAGCUCCUGACGGGGAAGACGGCGCAGCUAACGAAGAUGGAUCUGAGCUUACUGGCUGGGAACCGCGAGCUGCAAAGCGUCCUAGACCAGCGAUUGUUGGUCGCCAGUAUCAGGUCGGCGUGUUGCGUGGAGGUGGCCGAACCGCACAGCAGCCGGUUGGGGACGGCAUGCAGCCUGCGGGCUUAUUGGAAGAAAGUGUAGUUCCACUGGGAGCUGAAGAAACCAUCGUCACUACUGAUCGGAACGAUGUCACACCAGCACGAAACGCGAUUACUUCUAGAAUUAUUGGAAAUGGAAAGAUUCAGGAUUCUCCUGGUGUCGUAUCCAGAUAUGAGAACACUGGUGGAAGUAGUGUUGUACGUUCCACUUCACGAGUGAUGUCACCUGCUUCUCGAGCAGGGAUUCUACACACCCCGAAAGCUACAACGCGUUCGUCAAUCGGUGUGGCAGGUGGUGGAAGCAAGUUGUUAAUGGUGCGUCGGUCCGAUGGUACGACACAAUUCCUACGCCAAAUUCCACAAGGAUCGGAAGAAACUGUUCCAGCACAUGUAUCGAUGGUGAGAGCUAGAAACACACAAACUGUUCGCACGGUGCCUGGAUCCAGAAUAAUUCAAGUGACGGGACGAGAACAAGAUCAGCCAACAUCUACACGACGUAUAGCAGCACAUGCAGUAGACUCCGCUACUAUACGGACAGAAUUCGAACAAACAUCGGAUCCGUUUAUGAAGAGAAUGGCCGUUGAAAAAGCGGUUUCUGGUCCGGUUACUCUUUCGCAGGGCUUAGUUCGGCGACAGCUUCCUCGACCAUCUGAGACAUACGAAGAGAUCUAUUAUGAGCCGUCUGAAGUUAAAGACCACGUGAUGUACUCCGAUGGUACUCGCCAAAUUGCUGCACGCCCCAGAUUGUCGCAACCGUAUGGUGGGGGGUACGCUCAAAAUCCUUCCGUUCAGCAGACGACACGUGGCUCACCUGUUGUUGUCGCAGGAAGAGCUCAUUCUAAUUCUAAUUCUCAGCGGGUAUACUACGUUAAAAAUGCGGUGGCAAUGGUGCCUUCGCGUGUGGUGUUAGCGCCAGCGCCUGUGGAAGGUUACGUACAAGAGGAAAUUGUGCUCGAUAACGUUCCACAGACAUUUCCAACACUUCUGUUGUUUCAGUAUGCAUCAACGGUACCUAUGCGCAGAGUGACUAGUUACAAGGAAUUUUGCAAGAACAGAAGAGCCGCAGAUAAUACAAGGAUUCUAAGUCGCCCAUACCGUUUCGACUUCGAAAAUAAUGAGGACGAAGAAAGGGCGAUCGCUGAGGCGAUUGCUAGAGAGGAAGAGCUAAUGCGACAAGAAGAAGCUGAUAAAGGAGGACGUCCAGAGCCAGGAGCACGAGAUCCGGCUGGACGUCCUUACGAUGAGGAUCCCGAAGAGCACGCGCGGAUGGUGCCGUCGUCAACACACCUCGGGUACAGCCUCUAUCCUCAUCCAGCUACAUCGCGGUACAUGUCAAAUCUAACCAUUCACAAGGACGACACCGCUGAUACUCGUGUAAUAAAGCAUAUUCUGGAGACAAUGGUUAUGCAAGUAUGUCGAUGGGACAAACAGUUUGGAUGGUAUAAAAAUCUUCUCCUGAAGCCGAGACGACCUCAUCUCGAAAGACGGCGAAUGUUCACGAAUCAGAGAGAGACCAUACUAGCGGAGCACAUUGAUAGGCUUAGAAAGGAGAUCAACAAGAGAAGAACGAAAAUUGAGAACCAAGCGGAGGAACUAUGCGGAUUACCGACACCAUGGAGGAAAUCAAGGAUGAAGUCCCAUUUACGAGGCAUGAUUUUCGUUAUGCUAAUAUUAUGCUUACGGCAUAGGCACGUCUUUACACCACCUACUCGCACCCCAUCCACUAAAGACUGUAUUCAUCGCUCGGCCUCAACGUCCUCCACCCUUACUGACGUGAUUAGCGAAGAGCUGUUUCCGAAAUUUCCCUCAGAAGAUGAGGACUGGCAAAGUUUUGGAUAUCUCCUCGACGCGGAAAAAGACAGUGUUGUCCCAGUUGACGCGUCCCGUAGUUCUGCUCUCGCUAAGGCUACGGAAAUAAGCCGACCCCCUCCUGUUGUAAUCAAUCCGGCUGAAAUAAGUCUAGGAGGAGAUGUAGUGAAGGAUUGGGCAAAAGAGUCAGAUACAACCACUAACGUUAAAGAGGAAGAUAAAAGUGAAAAAAAGUCGGAAGAUGAGAAGGAAUCCAAAAAAGUCACUCCUCUUAGUGAACCGAUGGUGGAGGACUCGUCUAGAGUUGCAGACUGGCAGCCGUUGAGAAAGGGACCCGCUCUUUCUUCCCCGAAACACAAACGACGGCAUGACAAUCGAUCUGUGGAAGAGAUCUCCUCCGCUGGCUCAGAAGUACGCAGAAGAGGGCGACCUCCAAAGCGCCAUCACAGAGAACUCGAGCACAGCACAAGAUUGAAUGAGGAUUAUCCACGUGACAGAUCACCGCCUGAAGGACUGGAUCCUAAUUUGUUGCAUUGCAUCUGCAGAACUACCUUCAAUCCAAGAAGGUUCUACCUUCCCUGUGAGAUGUGCUUUCGCUGGUUCCACGGUCGAUGCGUUGGUGUCACCGAAGAGUCGUUCAAAGAGAUGGAUGGAUGGACUUGCCGGGAGUGUUUGCAAGAGAAAAAACGAGCUCGUCAAGAGCAAGAGCUCUACUGCACAUGUCGCACUCCUUACAGUGACUCGGAGUUUUACGUUGGCUGUGAAGCGUGUGAGGGAUGGUUCCAUCCACGUUGUGUUGGGAUUACGCAAAAGGAAGCUGAAGCUAUGGAUGAAUAUCUAUGCCCUACUUGUGCAGAAGCUCAAACUGCCCAAGGCUACGAGUCAGCUAGCAGUUCUGCGAGCAGCACGCAACCUACUUUAUGUCGCGCCGACUAUCCGCUAGUGUGGCGUCUCCUGGAAUGUGUUGUUGACCACAGGAUGUCGUGGCCCUUCCGUAAACCAGUAAACCAGGAGGAGUUUCCAAAUUAUUCAAGUGUGGUGGAAAAUCCUAUAGAUCUAUCCGUCAUACAAAAACGGUUAGAAAAUCUCGAGUAUCAACGUCUCAAAGACUUCACUAGAGAUAUGUCUCGUUUGUUUGAGAAUGCUCGGUUAUUUUAUCCGAAGGAUAGUAAUAUCUACCAGUGCGCAGAUACACUGGAGAAAAUUUUUGAGCACUCGUUGGCUGAGGUUCGCUCUGAGAUUGAAGCACGAAUCAGUGGAAGAAAGGUGUCUGAAUCGCAGACUAUCGACAGUUCCCUAGACAUUGACACUGACCAGUUGAUUGAUGUUAAUUUAGAUGUCGAUCCUACCAUGUUCCUUCUCUAA